Miscanthus lutarioriparius is the source of this 1065-nucleotide messenger RNA. The record is from the annotation of a GenBank genome assembly. NCBI's taxonomy places the organism in Eukaryota, Viridiplantae, Streptophyta, Magnoliopsida, Poales, Poaceae.
AUGGGGCGAGGGCGAGCGCCGUGCUGCGCCAAGGUGGGGCUCAACAGGGGCUCCUGGACGCCGCAGGAGGACAUGCGUCUCAUCGCCUACAUCCAGAAGCACGGCCACACCAACUGGCGCGCGCUGCCCAAGCAAGCAGGUUUGCUGCGGUGUGGGAAGAGCUGCAGGCUGCGGUGGAUCAACUACCUGCGGCCGGACCUCAAGCGCGGCAACUUCACCGCCGAGGAGGAGGAGACCAUCAUAAGGCUGCACGGCUUGCUCGGGAACAAAUGGUCUAAGAUCGCUGCCUGCCUGCCGGGGAGGACGGACAACGAGAUCAAGAACGUGUGGAACACGCACCUGAAGAAGAAGGUGGCGCCGCGGGAGAAGCAGAAGGCUGGCGCGGCGGACAAGAACGACGGCGCGGCGAGCGGCGACGCCGGCACUCCGGCCACUGCCGCCUCGUCCUCGGCGUCCUCCUCGACGACGACCCACAACAGUUCCGGGGGCAACGACAACUCCGGCGACCAGUGCGGCACGAGCAGGGAGCCCGACGACGCGAUCGACGUAUACCUCCUCCGACUAGAAGACAUCGACGUCUCGGACAUGCUGGUGGACGCGCCCCCGGCGGCGCAGCCAUGCCAGGCGCCAAUGCUGUCGCCGUGCUCGUCGUCCUCCCUGACGACGUGCGUCGGCGGCGUGGAGGAGCUGAUCGAGCUGCCCGUGAUCGAGAUCGAGCCGGAGAUCUGGAGCCUCAUCCACGGCGAGAGCGCUGGCGCGCCGGACGCCUCGUGCGUGGAUGCAACAGCGCCAUGUACGGGCACGACCGCCGUCAGCAGCACCAGCGAAGCAGAGGAAGCGGCGAACGAUUGGUGGUUGGAGAAUUUGGAGAAGGAGCUGGGCCUGUGGGGCCCAGCGGAGGAUACUCAGGCCCACCCUGACCUACUGGACCACAUAGCAAGCUUCAGCCCACUCGGCGCCUUGGAGUUGGAGAGGGACCCAGUCUCCACCUACUUCCAGACCGCGCCCGCCGUUGCGGAACCUGAACUCCUGGUGGUGGACGAACCAUCUGCCGUUCUGCUAUGA